This is a messenger RNA of Girardinichthys multiradiatus, 1414 nucleotides long. RefSeq names its product peroxisomal trans-2-enoyl-CoA reductase (gene pecr). Gene Ontology annotation, biological process: phytol metabolic process. Gene Ontology annotation, cellular component: peroxisome. The transcript is spliced from 8 exons. Bases 153 to 1049 code for a protein of 298 amino acids. NCBI's taxonomy places the organism in Eukaryota, Metazoa, Chordata, Actinopteri, Cyprinodontiformes, Goodeidae. The record is from RefSeq and is a predicted model, not a curated record. Gene Ontology annotation, molecular function: trans-2-enoyl-CoA reductase (NADPH) activity.
UCGCUGAUUAGGGUAUUUCUAUUGGCCCUUUUCCAUGGGCUCUAUUUUUGCCGGGGCUUGGAUCCAUUCAGCCCGUUUUUUGCCCGUUUGUGAUGUAUCUUGAAGGGGGCGCUGUUACUCACGGCUCCAGCUGACUCCUGGUAAAUACUAGCAUGGCUGCGUCCAGUGUGUUCCGACCGGGGCUUUUCAACCACAGAGUAGCGAUAGUGACCGGCGGAGGGACCGGGAUCGGUAAAGCCAUCGCUGCGGAGCUGCUGGAGCUGGGCUGCAGUGUGGUGAUCUCCAGCAGGAAGGCAGAACGGCUGGAGGCAGCAACUCAAGAGAUGAGACAGAAGAUCCCCACCAGCAGCCCUGCAAGUGUCACCUCUGUACCCUGUAACAUCCGUAGUGAAGAUGAGGUGAAGACUCUUGUGUCAUCAGUGCUGAAGCAGUAUGGUAGGAUAGACUAUCUGGUGAACAACGGAGGCGGUCAGUUCAGCAGCCCAGUGGAGCACAUAGCCUCCAAAGGCUGGAAAGCUGUGAUAGACACCAACCUCACUGGAACCUUUUACUGCUGCAAGGAGGUCUACACAGUCUGGAUGAAGCAGCAUGGAGGAGUGAUUGUCAACAUCAUCGCCGACAUGUGGAAAGGCUUCCCAGGCAUGGCCCAUACAGGAGCAGCGAGGGCAGCAGUGGACAACCUAACCAAGACUUUGGCCAUCGAGUGGGCAUCCUCAGGAGUCCGAGUCAAUGCCUUGGCACCUGGAACAAUAUUUUCCAAAACGGCAAUGGAGAACUAUAAGGAGCUUGGACCUCAUCUCUUCAGGAUGUCCAUCCCAUUUAGCCCUGCAAAGAGAUUAGGAGUGCCAGAAGAGAUCUCUUCUGCUGUAUGCUUCCUGCUGUCCCCUGGUGCCUCGUACGUCUCUGGAGCCACCCUGAAGGUGGAUGCAGGACAGAGUCUGUACCACUCCCUAUGGGAGAUACCUGACCACGGCUCAUGGCCUGAAGCUCCACAGGGGGAAAACCUGGACGCUCUGAAGGAACUGCUCAAGCACCAAAGCAAACUUUAAUAAAUCCUGUUAUAUGCAAAACUAAAAACGUUUGGACAAUAAAUGCCACAAAGAUACAGCCGUAUAUCCACCAUGGCCAAUAGGCACUAAAUAUGUAGAGUGAUUUAUUGUGGAAAAUUUUAUAUAAAUUUGUAUAUGAUUACUACGUAUAUGUUAUGUUUUUGUUUUGUUUGGAUAGUGAGACAUAACUCAAAGAUUUGAAUUGUACUUAAAGAUAUUUUAAUUAUUAGCCUUUUUAGCUGUUUUAAUAAUAAUAAUACCCUAAUUUUUGUUUUAAUCAAAACAUAAGGGCUUUACAAAUGGAAAUUUAAAGGCUUUCAAACUACAAAACACCGAAACAGAAUAAAAAUGUAACCAUUAAAAUA